CGCGUUUUAGUUCUUUUCUCCGCGUCGGAGCUUCCUUCACCCUUCGGAAAUCCAAUUUUAAUAAUUUUCUUUCAACUCUUUUUUUUUGUCCUUAUCUGUUGUGUUGUUCUGCCUGAAUCGGGCAGCUAUGCACUUCUCUCUCUCUCUUCUUCUCCUUCUCUUCGCCACCGUCAAAUUCGCGACACAACAGACAUUCUCUCGCCACACAAAGAAGAACAACACCAAAGCCCCAAGUGUCAAGUUUGUAGCUUUCAAGCUCGAUUCAUGACUUGGCUCUGAAAGAUUGUUUCUUUACUAAAAGGGUACUUAAAGAUUCGAGAUUGCUCCAAGUUCUAAGAAGCUCCUUUAAUGGCGUCUAGAGAAGGAAAGAGACGUACACAUCAAGAUCAUGAGCACCUUGUCCCUCUUGCUGCUCUGUUAAGCAGAGAGACCAGAGCUGCUAAGAUGGAGAAACCAAUUAUUAGAUACGGAGAAGCUGCUCAAUCUAGGAAAGGCGAAGAUUACUUCUUGAUCAACACUGAUACUCUUCGUGUCCCUUCCAACUCUUCAACUUCUUUCUCUGUCUUUGCGAUAUUUGAUGGGCACAAUGGGAAAGCUGCAGCUGUGUUCACAAGGGAGAAUCUUUUAAACCAUGUUCUUAGUGCACUUCCACGUGGGCUUAGCCGUGACGAGUGGCUUCAAGCUUUGCCUCGUGCGUUGGUUUCUGGAUUCGUGAAGACUGACAAGGAGUUUCAGAGCAGAGGAGAAACUUCUGGAACAACAGCAACGUUUGUGAUAGUAGAUGGAUGGACUGUGACUGUUGCUUGUGUUGGUGACUCACGCUGUGUCUUGGACACUUCAGGCGGUUCUGUUUCUAAUCUCACUGUGGAUCACAGGCUUGAAGAUAAUAAAGAAGAGAGAGAAAGGGUGACAGCUAGUGGUGGAGAAGUUGGAAGGCUAAGCAUUGUUGGAGGCGUUGAGAUUGGUCCUCUAAGGUGUUGGCCUGGAGGUCUCUGUCUUUCAAGGUCUAUUGGUGAUAUGGAUGUUGGAGAGUUCAUUGUUCCUGUUCCUUUUGUAAAGCAAGUGAAGCUAUCAAAACUUGGAGGAAGGCUUAUUAUAGCCUCUGAUGGGAUAUGGGACGCUCUCUCCUCGGAAGCUGCAGCUAAAGCUUGCCGUGGGUUACCUGCUGAGCUUGCUGCUAGACAAGUAGUUAAGGAAGCACUGAGAAGAAGGGGACUCAAGGAUGACACAACCUGCAUUGUGGUGGACAUAAUCCCACCAGACAACACUCAAGAACCAUCAACUACUUCUCCUAAGAAACACAACAACUUCUUCAGAUCUUUACUCUUUAGAAAGAAAUCAAACUCAUCUAACCAACUCUCCAAGAAACUCUCAACUGUCAGCAUCGUUGAAGAGCUUUUCGAAGAAGGCUCUGCAAUGCUAGCUGAAAGGUUAGGAUCAGGUGAUUGUUCUAAGGAAUCAAGAACAGGAGGAGGGAUAUUCACGUGUGCUAUAUGUCAACUAGACUUGGCUCCAAGUGAAGGCAUAUCGGUCCAUGCGGGUUCGAUCUUCUCCACGAGUUUAAAGCCGUGGAAAGGACCGUUCUUAUGCACAGAUUGUCGUGACAAGAAGGAAGCAAUGGAAGGGAAACGCCCAAGUGGUGUUAAAGUCAUCUAAAGAUUGAAUAUGGUAUCUACUUCCACUUGUCAUACACACAAGUCUCUCUAUUCAUUCAUUGUAAUUCUUUCUUCAUUUGUUCUUUUUUUAAUUUCAUCCAUUGGAAUAAAUUUGAGUUCAGUGUCGGAUAUAGUUGUAUUGAUUGGAUUUGAUUGGUAUACGGUUUGAAAAGCUUGUGUUCACAGUGGCCAUAGAAAAGAUUUGAUAUUUUCAUCUAAUGAUGGUAAUAUACGUAACUUGUCAACUAGAGUUUCUAGACCUUUAUCAACAUU
Molecule: messenger RNA, 1928 nt
Organism: Eruca vesicaria subsp. sativa (arugula)
Lineage: Eukaryota; Viridiplantae; Streptophyta; Magnoliopsida; Brassicales; Brassicaceae
Source: the annotation of a GenBank genome assembly